Metarhizium acridum CQMa 102 is the source of this 1251-nucleotide messenger RNA. RefSeq names its product Belongs to the OSBP. Gene Ontology annotation, molecular function: oxysterol binding. The record is from RefSeq and is a predicted model, not a curated record. Lineage: Eukaryota; Fungi; Ascomycota; Sordariomycetes; Hypocreales; Clavicipitaceae. Gene Ontology annotation, cellular component: cytosol; membrane; intracellular membrane-bounded organelle.
AUGUCGUCUUCUGGGUCCACGACUGCGGCACAGGCCAGUAGUGGAAGCUGGUCAGCCUUCCUCAAGUCAAUCGCCUCCUUUAAUGGAGAUCUUUCGUCUCUCACUGCGCCGCCUUUCAUCUUGUCGUCCCAAUCUCUCACCGAAUUCUCAUCAUAUUGGGCAACUCAUCCGCCCAUCUUCACCGCUCCUGCUGCCGAAGCCGACCCCGCCAAGCGCGCUGUUCUCGUCUUGAAAUGGUUUCUUUCAACACUCAAGCAUCAAUAUGCCAGUAGAAGCGAACAGUUUGGGAAUGAAAAGAAGCCUUUGAACCCGUUUCUUGGCGAGCUGUUCCUAGGCACUUGGACUGACGAAGCCGGCGAGACCACACUCAUUUCCGAACAAGUCAGCCACCAUCCUCCCGCGACUGCUUACUGCAUCCGCAACGACAGGACUGGGGUUCAGCUGGAAGGAUACAAUGCCCAAAAGGCCACGUUUAAAAGCACCAUCAUUGUAAAGCAAAUUGGUCACGCAGUGCUGACAGUCCCGGUUGGGCCUCGUGAUAAACAGGAGCAUGAACAUUAUCUAAUCACACUUCCAUCUCUUCAUAUCGAGGGUCUUAUUUUUGGCGCACCUUUUGUCGAAUUAGAUGGGUCAAGCUGCAUCAGUAGCUCCAGCGGUUAUACUGCCAAGAUCGAUUACAGUGGCAAGGGCUGGCUGUCGGGUAAGAAGAAUAGUGUUGUCGCUACUCUUUAUCCCACAGGCAAGGAGAAAGAGGUGUUAUAUAACGUUACGGGCCAAUGGACCAAAGAAUUUGAGAUAUAUGAAGGGCCUGCCAAGAAGAACUCACCAGCCACAUUGUUUGCUACGUACGACGCCGUUGGGACCGCCCAGACUGAGCUCAACGUUGCCCAUAUAGAUGAUCAGUACCCUCUCGAAUCUCGUCGGGCUUGGGCUAGGGUUGCCAAAGCUAUUCAAGCCGGCGAUAUGGAGACGGUCUCGGUUGAAAAAGGCAAAAUUGAGCAAGCGCAGCGGGAUCUGCGAAACAAGGAACGAUCUGAGGAGCGGACUUGGGAGCGACGUUAUUUUUCUUCCGUAGCUGAAGACCAGGUUCUGAAAGAGCUAGGCGAUGCUGCUGGGAUUCCCUUGAAUGGUGAAGAGGAUAAGACAGGUGGCCUAUGGCGAUUCGAUGCAGAGAAAGCCGCCAAGGCGUCUACCGAAAAGCUCAGCAGCGAGCAAGUACAGGAGAUUGAAAAAGAAGUGCUUGGACAGUAG